Messenger RNA from Eruca vesicaria subsp. sativa (arugula), 1283 nucleotides. Lineage: Eukaryota; Viridiplantae; Streptophyta; Magnoliopsida; Brassicales; Brassicaceae. The record is from the annotation of a GenBank genome assembly.
AUUCUUCAAAGUUUUAAAGUUUUUGCUCUUCUCUUUUCUUCCUCUCUUCCAAUCGCAAACAAACCCUAACUUAGCUUCUUUCUUUUUCUCUCCACCUCUCUUUUAUCUCUCAAGGUUUUAUCAUGAAUAAUUCUGAAAAUCCCGAUCUAACCAACGACUCAGCUUGGAGAGAACUCAUAUCUCCAGACUUCUACGACGACAGAGACACUUCAGACAUCCUCUCUGACUUCAACUGGAACCUCCACGCUACAGAAACCGUCGGUGUUCUAUCUUCCUUUACCUCCACUUCAACGCCUCACGAGCUCAUUCCAACCUCAUCAUGUUCCUCGUCGGCCGCCGCCUCUGUUGCCCUUACAGAGGUUUCAACUAUGUCUCAUAAUCCUCCCGCUACUUCUAGCUCAAGCGAGGAUCCAACCGAGAACUCAACCGCCUCUGCUGCGAUAACACCAAAGAAGGAGAAAAAGCAGGCGCAAAAGCGAAUCAGGCAACAAAGAUUCGCAUUCAUGACCAAGAGUGAUGUGGAUAAUCUCGAAGAUGGAUAUCGUUGGCGUAAAUAUGGACAGAAAGCUGUCAAGAAUAGCUCAUUCCCAAGGAGCUACUAUAGAUGUACGAACAGCAGAUGCACCGUGAAGAAGAGAGUUGAACGAUCAUCUGAAGAUCCAUCGAUAGUGAUCACAACAUACGAAGGACAACAUUGCCACCAAACCGUUGGAUUCCCUCGAGGCGGAAUCCUCACAGCUCACGACCCUCAUUUCUUCACGUCCCAUCAUUAUCUCCCUCCUCCAUUGCCAAAUCCUUAUUAUUACCAAGAACUCCUUCACCAACGUGACGGAGUCAAUACUUCUUCACCGCGACCACCCCAAUCUACUACUGAAGACGGACAUGUUGCAGUAUCGUCUAUUAAUCCAUCAGAAGAAGGCUUACUUGGUGAUAUUGUACCUCAAACCAUGCGCAAUCCUUGAGGUACCAUCAGCAAAUCAUCAUAACCUUGAAAAAAGCUAAGGAGGUGCUAACUCAUUGUGGAGAUACUGCGGACGGGAAAACAAUAUGGCCACACCGGGUUGUAAGCAUAGAUCUCUUUAUAUUAUUUUAUUGUUGAUCAAAGGCGUCUCACCACCGCUAAAAUUAAAUUGCACUUAAGGUAUAUACAUAUACAAAGAUAUUUAUAUAUAUAUGAGUGUAUAUAGUAUAAUUUUGAUGUGAGUCAAGUUUGAUAUAUCUACUGACUUAUAUGAGCAACAUGUCGAGCAUGUUUGUGCGCUUGAGAAGAGAAAACAUGGACG